GCCUGAGCGGCGGGGUGGGCUCGCAGAAGAGCGAGGGGCGGUGGCGGCUCGAGCGCCCGGCGUCGCGCGCCGAUUGGUUGGUCCGCAGCUUCCUCCGCCCCCAACCAAUCGCUGGGCGGGACUUCCUGGGGGGCUCGCUGCGCCCGCGUCGCUCCGGCGCUUCGGGAGUGCGAGGAGGUCGCGCCCCGCGCAGUCGCCAUGAGGCUCCCUAACGCCUGCCUGCUGCUGCUGCUCCUGGCGCUGGCGCAGCUGCUGGCCCCGGCGAGCGCCGGCGGGGCGGACGAAGAUUCUCCUGAUAAGGAAAAUGCCAUUGAGGAUGAAGAGGACGAAGACGACGAUGACGACGAUGAGGAGGAAGACUUGGAAGUUAAGGAAGAAAAUGGCGUCUUGGUCCUGACUGACGCCAACUUUGAUAACUUCGUGGCUGACAAGGACACGGUGCUGCUGGAGUUCUACGCGCCGUGGUGUGGACAUUGCAAGCAGUUUGCUCCGGAAUAUGAGAAAAUUGCCAGCACGCUGAAGGACAAUGACCCCCCGAUUCCUGUGGCUAAGAUAGAUGCCACCUCGGCGUCCAUGCUGGCCAGCAGGUUCGACGUGAGCGGCUAUCCCACCAUCAAGCUCCUGAAGAAGGGCCAGGCCGUUGACUACGAGGGCUCCAGGACCCAGGAAGAAAUCGUUGCCAAGGUCAGGGAAGUCUCCCAGCCCGACUGGACACCUCCGCCCGAGGCCACGCUGGUGCUGACGACAGACAACUUCGACGAAGUUGUGAACGAUGCCGACAUCAUCCUGGUGGAGUUUUACGCCCCCUGGUGCGGGCACUGCAAGAAGCUGGCGCCUGAGUACGAGAAGGCGGCCAAGGAGCUGAGCAAACGCUCUCCCCCGAUCCCCCUGGCCAAGGUUGAUGCCAUUGCAGAGAAGGACCUGGCCAAGAGGUUCGAUGUGUCCGGCUACCCGACCCUGAAAAUCUUCCGCAAGGGAAAGCCUUUUGACUACAAUGGCCCUCGGGAGAAAUACGGCAUCGUGGACUACAUGGUGGAGCAGUCAGGGCCUCCCUCCAAGGAGAUUCAGAGCCUGAAGCAGGUGCAGGAGCUCCUGAAGGACGGGGACGAUGUUGUUGUCAUCGGGGUCUUCCAGGGGGACAGUGACCCUGCCUGCCAGCAGUAUCAGAACGCAGCUAACAGCCUGAGAGAAGAUUACAAAUUCCACCACACUUUUAGCUCUGAAGUUGCGAAGUUCCUGAAGGUGUCCCCGGGGAAGCUGGUUGUCAUGCAGCCUGAGAAGUUCCAGUCCAAGUACGAGCCCCAGAGCCAAGUACUGCAGGUUCAGGGUUCCACCGAGGCUUCCACCAUCAAGGACCACGUGGUAAUGCACGCCUUGCCCUUGGUGGGCCACCGCAAGACCUCCAACGAUGCCAAGCGCUAUGCCAAGCGCCCCCUGGUGGUUGUCUACUACACUGUGGACUUCAGCUUCGACUACCGUUCUGCCACUCAGUUCUGGCGGAGCAAGGUCCUGGAGGUGGCGAAGGACUUCCCUGAGUACACCUUUGCCAUCGCCGACGAGGAGGACUAUGCCUCGGAGUUGAGUGACCUGGGGCUCAGCGAGAGCGGCGAGGACAUCAACGCGGCCAUCCUGGAUGAGGGCGGGCACAGGUUUGCCAUGGAGCCCCAGGAGUUCGACGCCGAUGCCCUCCGGGACUUCGUCACCGCCUUCAAGAAGGGAAAACUGAAGCCGGUCAUCAAAUCCCAGCCGGUCCCCAAGAAUAACAAGGGCCCAGUCAAGGUGGUGGUGGGCAAGACCUUUGACACCAUCGUCCUGGACCCCAAGAAGGACGUCCUCAUCGAGUUCUACGCGCCCUGGUGCGGGCACUGCAAGAAGCUCGAGCCCAUCUACACCAGCCUGGCCAAGAAGUACAAAGGCCAGAAGAGCCUGGUCAUCGCCAAGAUGGACGCCACCGCCAACGACGUCCCCAGUGACCGCUACAAGGUGGAAGGCUUCCCCACCAUCUACUUUGCCCCCAGUGGGGACAAAAAGAACCCAGUUAAAUUUGAGGGUGGGGACAGAGACCUGGAGCACUUGAGCAAGUUCAUAGAUGAACACACCACAAAGCAGAGCAGGACCAAGGAGGAGCUCUGAGGCCACCGCUCUGCAGGGGCAGGAGGGCCACCGCGGGGCCAGGGCCACUGGCACGGUGAUGGCAGCGUGGCUUUUUUGUUUAUUUUUUAUACUUUGGUAUGUCACCUCGUGCUCUGAAUACUGAAUAGCCAUGAAUGACUAGUUUAGGCCAGAUUUUUAUGGAGGACACAUCUAUUUUUAUCAUUUGGGGUCUUUUUUUUUUUUUUAACCUUUUACUUUAAUAUUUCCUCAAAGCACCUAAGUUGAAUCUCUUCCACGUGAGAAUUUUUUUUAAUUUAAAGUUAAAAAAACCUUUGCCAAAUCA
This is a messenger RNA of Chinchilla lanigera (long-tailed chinchilla), 2437 nucleotides long. It is a transcript of the gene Pdia4, whose product is annotated as protein disulfide isomerase family A, member 4. Lineage: Eukaryota; Metazoa; Chordata; Mammalia; Rodentia; Chinchillidae. The record is from RefSeq and is a predicted model, not a curated record. The coding region runs from base 199 to 2133 and encodes 644 amino acids. Gene Ontology annotation, biological process: protein folding; response to endoplasmic reticulum stress. The transcript has 10 exons. Gene Ontology annotation, molecular function: protein disulfide isomerase activity. Gene Ontology annotation, cellular component: cell surface; endoplasmic reticulum lumen; endoplasmic reticulum.